Molecule: messenger RNA, 3422 nt
Organism: Meleagris gallopavo (turkey)
Lineage: Eukaryota; Metazoa; Chordata; Aves; Galliformes; Phasianidae
Source: RefSeq, a predicted model, not a curated record
AUGCGCACGGGCGGGACCCGGGGCCAUAAAAGCGAAGGGGGGAGCGGCCUCGAAAGGAGCGUCGCGAUGGAUGCAGAGGCUGACGACCCCUUCUUACUGGCACAGGCAGAGUGCCGAAACUUCAUCAAGGUGAUGCUGGUGCGGAACCAGAACCUGCUCUUCGUGUGUGGCACCAACGCCUUCAACCCCAUCUGUGCCAACUACAGUAUGGACACUCUGGAGCCUGUUGGGGACAAUAUCAGCGGCAUGGCACGGUGUCCCUACGACCCCAAGCACGCCAACGUGGCACUGUUCACAGGGGGGAUGCUCUUCACAGCCACGGUGACAGAUUUCCUGGCCAUCGAUGCUGUCAUCUAUCGCAGCCUGGGUGACAGCCCGACCCUGCGCACGGUUAAACACGACUCCAAGUGGUUCAAAGAGCCCUACUUUGUGCACGCGGUGGAGUGGAGGAGCCACGUCUACUUCUUCUUCCGGGAGAUCGCCAUGGAGUUCAACUACCUGGAGAAGGUGGUGGUAUCCCGAGUGGCUCGGGUGUGCAAGAACGACAUGGGGGGGUCACAGCGGGUGCUGGAGAAGCAGUGGACAUCCUUCCUCAAGGCUCGGCUCAACUGCUCCGUGCCGGGUGAUUCACACUUCUACUUCAACGUCAUCCAUGCUGUGACGGAUAUCCUGGAGCUCAACGGGCGCCCCGUGGUGCUCGCUGUCUUCUCUACGCCCACCAACAGCAUCCCCGGCUCGGCUGUGUGUGCCUUUGACAUGACUCAAGUGGCUGCUGUCUUCGAGGGGCGUUUCCGAGAGCAGAAAUCACCGGAGUCCAUCUGGACAGCUGUACCUGAGGACAUGGUGCCAAAGCCCCGACCCGGGUGCUGUGCCGCCCCGGGGAUGCGCUACAACUCCUCCAGCACCUUCCCCGAUGAGAUCCUCACCUUUGUGAAGACGCAUCCUCUGAUGGAUGAAGCUGUGCCGUCCCUGGGCAACGCUCCCUGGAUUGUCCGCACGAUGAGUCGGUACCAGCUCCGCAAGAUUGUGGUGGACAACGCGGCAGGACCAUGGGGCAACCACACCGUGGUCUUCCUGGGCUCCAGCAAAGGCACCAUCCUCAAGUUCCUCAUCCAUCCCAAUGCCACCAGCAGCCCCGCACCUGCACCCCCCGGCAGCCAGAGCGUCUUCCUGGAGGAGUUUGAGACCUACCAGCCUGGGAGAUGUGGCCGGGACACAGAGGAUGAGCGGAGACUCCUGGGCCUGGAGCUGGACAAAGCAGCUGGGUCCCUGCUGCUGGCCUUCCCCCCCUGUGUGGCCAGGGUGCCCGUGGCUCGCUGCCAGCAGCACUCGGGCUGCAUGAAGAGCUGCCUUGGGAGCCGAGACCCGUACUGUGGCUGGACACCUGAGGGUUCCUGCGUAUUCCUGGAGCCCAGCCCCAGGACAGCUUUCGAGCAGGACAUCUCUGGUGGCAGCACAUCGCACCUGGGCGAGUGCGAGGGGCUGGUGACAGAGAGCUUCGUGGACGAGCCGGAUGGGCUGGUAUCGGUGAACCUGCUGGUCAUCUCCUCUGUGGCUGCCUUCGUCAUCGGCGCCGUUAUCUCCGGCUUCAGCGUGUGUUGGUUCAUCGGCCACCGGGAUCGCAAGGAGCUGGCGAGGCGCAAGGACAAGGAGACCAUCCUGGCACACAGCGAGUCAGUGGUGAGCGUCAGCCGGUUGGGAGAGCGGCGAGCGCGUGGCGGGCAGCCCGGUGCGCUGCUGGCCCCGCUGAUGCCCAAUGGCUGGCCCAAGGAGCUGGGCAAGGCGAACCAACACGACCUGGACUCAGGCGUCCUGCCUACACCGGAGCAAACCCCGCUGCAGCAGAAACGUUGCCCCGGUGCCCUCCAGAACUGCACCUGGGAGCAGAACCACAACAUCAUCAAUGCCGCGCUGCGGGACCCUGGUGCCAGCGGCACGCGGCUGCACGCCGGCGCCGGCCGCUCUGCCCGCGGCAUGCCUCUCUCCUGCCACGCCAUCCUGGUGGAUCAGGAGCUGGAGGCUGAACUCAGCGACUCCUCGGGUGAUGGGCACGGGGGACGGGAUCACCACGAGGGUCCCCGCACCCGACAGCACCCCUCUGCCGGUGUCCGCCGUCCUCCCCGCAGCUCCUAUGGCGACUUUGGGGGCACCCCGCGCCCCAGCCCUGACCGUCGGCGCGUGGUUUCGGCGCCUGGUGGGGAAGGGGGGGACUUCGUGGAGGGGCCGCCGUGGCACCCUGAGCAGCUGAACUUCAAUGCCAACAACGGCACCCAACGCCCCGGUGCCCACCUCAAGAGGAACCACACAUUUAACAGCGGCGAAGCGCCGGCAGGUGGCUAUGGGCAGCACGGCACGGCACCACGGGCACCCGGUGCGGGGCCCCCCCGGGCACUCACGGACCUGCACCACCUCCUGCGCUAUGGCAUGGAGCGGACUCCCUCGGGCAAAUAGAAGCUCACUGCCAGGCUUGGCACCCGCACACAGGCGCUGCCACCAUGGACGUUUUCCUCCGCCGUGCCACGGCACGGUGCCCCAGCUCUGUGGGGAUGGGGCUGAGAUGCUGCAUGGGGGAUUGGCAGCCCCUGGAUUCCCGUGGGAAGGAUUUGAGGUUUUUCCCUCCUGCCCCCGGAGCUGCACAGGUCCCUGCUGUCCCCGGCUGGCACGGGGCAGUGCCCCAUGCUCCGGCUGCUUUGCACAGGCUCUGAGUGUCUGUCUGUCCGGUCCCUUCCCCAGGCUGGUCCCAGGUACUGCUGCGCCCUGGGCGGGACUCCCUGGGAGGCAGCAGGAUGGACACACAGACAUGGGCACAGCUGGCGCAGAGCAAAGCAGUGCCCUCUGCCCAGAGCCCCUCAGUCCCAUCAGCUGUGCCUCGGCACCUUUAGGUGUGUGGGUGCUGCCAGCACCCGGGAAAAACCAAGCCAGGACAGCACCCAGCAGAGGAUGCCAUCAGGGUGCAUCAUCUGCCAAGGACUGGGCAAAACCUCCACUACCCUGACCUGGUGCCAGCGGAGAGCUGUCAUCUGUCCCCUAACACCUCCGCUCCCACUGAGAUCCCAGCAUUCCACUCCCCUCUCCUUGAAAGCACAGCUGGGCACUGGGAUGUAGGGGACUGGGGGAUCCCACCUGACUCACUCUCUGCUGGCAAAGGGUGUCCUUUCGGUGCCAGCCAGUUGCAGGUGGCACGAGGGGCAGUAGGGCUCUGCAGGACCGCAGGGCUGGGUGCAGGGAUGCGGGCGCUGCAGGUGCUCUGCGCCCUGACUGCAGGGUGGAGGGCAAUUGGUCCCAUGCUGUAAAUAGGGUGCCGGGGCACCGCGGGCACCCCAUCGCCCCGGGGCCGUUCAUGCAUGCGACAGCGGUAACGUCUCUGUAUAACCCCGGAGCCCCGCAAUAAACUUCUGUUUACAAGAGGUGAUUCCUCCCCA